Messenger RNA from Colius striatus (speckled mousebird), 5427 nucleotides. It is a transcript of the gene LAMB4, whose product is annotated as laminin subunit beta 4. The transcript has 34 exons. Bases 1 to 5427 code for a protein of 1808 amino acids. Gene Ontology annotation, biological process: cell migration; basement membrane assembly; substrate adhesion-dependent cell spreading. Gene Ontology annotation, cellular component: laminin trimer. The record is from RefSeq and is a predicted model, not a curated record. Lineage: Eukaryota; Metazoa; Chordata; Aves; Coliiformes; Coliidae.
AUGAGGCUGGGACUGGCCAUCCUGUUACACCUCAUGCUGAUAAGAGGCCAGCAUGCACAGACUGACUGUGAUGCUGGGUCCUGCCACCCAGCCGUUGGGGACCUCCUCCUGGGUCGCAGCAAGCAAUUAACAGCUUCGUCAACUUGUGGAAUGAACAGCCCUCAGAAGUACUGCAUUAUAGGCUACCUAGAGGCUGAACAGAAGUGCUUUCUCUGUGAUUCCAGAUACCCCUAUAAUCCCUAUACACAGCACAACAGUCAUAUGGUUGAAAAUAUCAUCACAACUUUUGAGCCCGACAGGAAAAAGAAGUGGUGGCAGUCAGAAAAUGGCGUUGACCAGGUCAGCAUUAGACUGGACCUUGAAACUUUAUUCCAGUUCAGCCAUCUUAUCCUGACUUUUAAGACAUUUCGCCCUGCAGUAAUGCUGGUUGAGCGUUCCACUGACUUUGGUCAGACCUGGAAAGUGUUUAGAUAUUUUGCACAGGACUGUGCAGCUUCUUUUCCCAACAUCUCUUCUGGUCCAGCAAAAAGUGUGGGAGACGUCAUCUGCGACUCAAGAUAUUCUGACAUCGAGCCCUCCACUGAAGGCGAGGUUGUUUUAAAAGCUUUGGAUCCCAGCUUUGAAAUAGAAAAUCCAUAUGUACCACAUAUUCAAGAGCUCAUUGUGUUGACAAACCUAAGGAUAAAUUUUACUAAACUUCACACCCUUGGGGAUGCUUUACUGGGAAGAAGGCACGGUGAUCCCCUCGAGAAGUACUACUAUGCUGUCUAUGAGAUGGUAGUGCGGGGCAGCUGCUUUUGCAAUGGCCAUGCCAGCCAGUGUGAGCCCCUGCAGAAUCUACGGGGUGAUGUGUUCCAUCAGUCUGGGAUGGUCCAUGGAAGAUGUAUCUGCCACCAUAACACUGAAGGUUUGUCCUGUGAAAGAUGUAAAGACUUCUACAAUGAUGCUCCCUGGAGGCCAGCUGAAGGGGCACAAGUUAAUGCUUGCAAACGAUGUAACUGCAACGGCCACUCUGGCAGAUGCCACUUUGACAUGGCUGUGUACCAGGCCAGCGGUGGGGCCAGCGGUGGUGUUUGUGAGGACUGCCAGGACAACACCACGGGGCAACACUGUGACCGCUGCAAACCUUUCUUUUACCAGGAUCCACUCAAAGUCAUCUCAGACCCUCACGCGUGCCUCCCCUGCAGCUGUGACCCAGCAGGGACGCUGCAGAAUGGCGCCUGCGAGAGCCGCACGGACCCUGCGCUGGGAACGGUGGCGGGACGGUGUCCCUGCAAGGAGCAUGUGGAGGGCAGUCACUGCCACAAGUGCAGGGCCAACUACUACGGGCUGAGUGGCAGUGACCCUCUGGGCUGCCAGCCCUGCAACUGCCAUCCCUCUGGCAGUCUGCCCUUCUCUGUCUGUGAUCCUGCCACGGGACAGUGCCUCUGCCAGCAGUUUGUCACGGGCCAGCGCUGUGAAACAUGCCAUGUCGGGUACUGGGGACUUGGCAACAGCUUGUAUGGCUGUUCUCCGUGUGACUGUGAUAUUGGUGGGUCCCAGAAUAACCUGUGCUCACCCAAGGAUGGUCAGUGCAAGUGUCUUCCCAACGUAGUGAGCCGCCAGUGUAACGAGCCAGCCCCAGGCUACUUCUUUCUACCCCUGGAUUAUUACAUUUAUGAAGCUGAGCAUGCAAAACCCCUUUCUGGCUCUGCACCCUUGGUUAAACAAAGCACUCUCCCAAGGUGUGAUACCUACUUCCAAAAGCAAGGCUAUGAGUUCAUGAUUGAAAAUGGAAAGAUUGUGUUAAACAGGAGCAAGAAACGAAGUGUAAGAAAAUCUGGGCUGGAACAGGGUGUGAUGCCGCCUGGAGAGGACUGGGCUGUGGCGGUGGUUUUCAGGCAGCCCAGCGCCGGCCGGUCUGUCACAUGGACGGGUCCCGGCUUCACCCGCCUUCCCAGCGGAGCCGGGCUGAGGUUUGCCAUCAACAAUGUGCCCUUUGCCAUGGACUUCGAGAUCACGAUUCGUUAUGAGCCUGAGUCCUCGGAAGACUGGCUGGCAAGCAUUGCCAUCCAGCCUGCUGGUGUUGUGUCAAGUCAACGCUGCAAAAACAAGGGCCUUUCAGAGGAGCCACAUGUGUUGCCUCUCCCAGCUACAAAGAGGAUUGCAUUUCUGCAAACUCCAGUGUGCCUGGAGCCAGGAGCAGAAUAUUUGGUGGAUGUGUAUUUUUCUCAACCCUCUGCCUCUGAUCCAAAGGUGAAAUCGUUCAUCUUGAUUGACUCACUUGGACUUAUUCCCAGAAUCAGCUCCGUGGAGAACUUGUGCAGUGAAAAGGAUUUAGAUGAGUACCGGAAGUAUCGCUGUAUUGAAAUUGCAUCCGAAGUGGGACCUCACGUCCUGCCUGAAGCAUGUGAGCGGCUCAUCGUGAGCAUGUCAGCCCGGAUUCACAACGGUGCCGUCGCAUGCAAGUGCAAUCCCCAAGGGUCACUGGGCACCAGCUGCAGUGCACUGGGAGGACAAUGUCAGUGCAAAGCCAAUGUGGUGGGACGCUGCUGUGACACCUGCUCUGUGGGCACCUACGGCUUUGGCUCCCACGGCUGCUAUGCCUGCGAGUGCCACCCGCAGGGCUCGCUGAGCGCACUGUGCGACCAGGGCACGGGGCAGUGCUCCUGCCGCCGGGACGUGGGCGGCCGCCGCUGCAGCCACUGCCUGGCCGGCUAUUUCGGAUUUCCCCACUGCCACCCUUGCCUGUGUAACGGCUACGCGGAGCUCUGUGACCCCGUCACUGGAGAGUGCCUGAACUGCCGCGCGUUUACAGCUGGAAGCCGCUGCGAAAGGUGUGUGGAUGGCUAUUACGGCAACCCUCUGAGUGGAGAACCCUGCCGCCCGUGCAUGUGCCCAGGGGCACCUACAAGCAAUAGGUAUUUUGCACGUUCCUGUUACCAGGACUCCCAGUCUGCACAGCUAGUCUGCAAUUGUCUCCAGGGAUAUUCAGGAGAUCAGUGUGAUGAGUGUCCUAGUGGGUUCUACAAAACCCCAGGCAGCCCUGGGCUCAGCUGUGCACCAUGUCCCUGCAAUAACAACAUUGACGUGACAGACCCAGAGUCCUGUAACAGAGUCACAGGGGAAUGCACCAAAUGUUUACACAACACCCAUGGAGCAAACUGCCAGUUCUGCAAACCAGGGUAUUUUGGCUCAGCCCUCGAUCAAAACUGUCAAAGGUGUAGGUGCAAUCUGGCAGGUGUCCCCUCUGCCACGUGCCCGGGGGAAGCCACAACCUGUCUGUGUGACCCGGCCACGGGAGCUUGUCCUUGCCUGCCCAACGUGGUGGGCAUGGCCUGUGACCAGUGUGCCUCUGGCUACUGGGACCUGGCUAGUGGAAAAGGAUGUCAGACGUGUGACUGUGAUCCAAAAAACUCCCAAAGCAACAAGUGCAACCAGCUUACAGGCCAGUGUCCAUGUAAGCUAGGUUACAGUGGAAGACACUGCAAUGAAUGUGAGGAGAAUUACUUUGGCAAUCCCCAGAUACGCUGCAUUUCGUGUGGGUGCAACCGGGAGGGAACCAGCCAGCCCGCGUGCGACAGAGCCACCGGCGCCUGUAACUGCCGCGUCGGCGUCACCGGCCGCUUCUGCAACCAGUGCGGCCGUGGCUUUCAGAAAGACUUUCCCUUGUGCCGCCAGUGUCAUCUUUGUUUUCAUCAGUGGGACACUGAAAUUGCUACCCUCGCUCAGACUGCUCAGGGGUUAAUGAAGUUUGCUGCAAACCUCAAAGCAAAAGGAGGCCGAAUGCCCAGCUGUGACACGCGCUUCAAGGCCUUUGAAGAUGCCAUUUCUGAAACUGAAAACAUUUUGAGACAUCCUGUUGUUUCACUGGAAGCCCUCUCAGGCAUCAAGGAUUUUCAGAACUAUGUUCAACAGAGAGUUGCACAAAUGGAUCCCCUUCACAGUACACCAUAUGAGUUUCCUGACCUUAACAAGAACAUAGAAGACAUUGGGGAAGAAGCUGACCUAGUGUAUGACCUUCUACAGCAGAAAAUAAAUCUGCAUCAAAAUUUUCAUUACUUGAACCUCAAAGAAGCCAUCAGCAACAUCAGGAAACACUUUGAAGUAUCAUUGCUAGCAGAACAGAAGACCAGUGGGACAUCCCCUAUUGUAAGAUACUCAGAGUACACCAGGAACCAUGUGCUCACCAUGUUGGACCAUCAGGCCUUGAAGGCAAGCAACAUGCUGGAGCAGCUCAAGAUGAUCAAGAGCCCCGACAUCCAAAACUUGAAUGAAAAGGUGUGUGGUGUGGCAGGAGCUGCGGACUGCGUGGCCGGAGCCUGCGGGGCAGCGCUGUGCCGGGACAGCCCCGCACCCAGGCACUGCGCCGGCCCCAGCUGCAGCGCGGCUCUUCCUCGCUCCACUGGUGCCUACAGGAAGGCUGAAGAGACUGCUGUGUUGCUGAACAACUUGACUACUCAGCUACGGGAACCUGAGAAUCAGGUUGAAAGCAUUAGAAAAAUGGCAGAAGACAGCAAGUGGAAAGGCUCACAAUUUCAUGGGCAACUGGAGAGGGCCAAGAAUCAAAUUGAAGUUAAUGGAGAGAUCACUAAGGAGUUCAUUCGAAAAGUUAAAGACUUCUUGCUUGAUGAGAGUGUGCCUCUAGAAGACAUUGAGAAGGUGGCAAAUUACGUUCUGCAAAUAAACCUUCCCCUGACUCCACCAGAGCUCACAGGCAUGGUGGGCAGAUUCAGGAACAUUAUGAGCCACUGUGAGAAGUACAAACUGAAUGCAAAGAAGAGAAGCAGGAAAAAGGAGGAAGCACGGGUGCUGCUGGUGGAAGCACAAGAAGCCAACAAAGCAGCUAAAGCUCUUCUGCUUGUGGAUGAAGUUAAUAAUAAACUGAAAAAUGUUGUGAAGUCCCAAGGACGCUCCAAAACCACCUUCAUAAAGUUAAAUGAAGAGAUACAAGGCAUCAGAACACAAAUCUCACAGGCAGCGAACCAAGUGAACAAGACAAAUGAUGAACUAAAUGACUUGUCUGCCAAACAGUCUGAGAUGGAAGCUGAAAUGGCCACAUUGCAGGCAAAAAUGGUGAUGAACAAGAACCAAGCUACAAAGGCAAGAGCAGGGGCAGAGGCAGCACACAAGCGAGCCCAGAGCAUCGAUAAUGAAUUUGCUGAUGUUAAAAGAAAGUACAGUGUUCUUCAAGAAAAGCUAAAAGCCCAAGGACCUCCGACAGUAACACUAGAAAAAGUGAAGCAGCUGAAAGAAGAAGCAGAAAAGCUGGCUGGAGAAGCUGAAAAAAAAAUUAAAAGAAUAACAGAUUUGGAGAAGAAGCUUCAGGACCUGAAUCAAACCAAACAAGACAAGGCAGAGCAACUGAGACAACUGGAGGAACAAGUGAUAGCCAUUAAAAAUGAAAUCAUGGAUCAGGAAAGCAAGUAUGCAACAUGCAAAAGUUAG